AUGCCAAAGGGAAAAGCUAAAGGUUUCCCUGCGUCAUCCUCCUUGUUUGUGGUGCAUGCGUGCUGGGCCUCGCGAUGGAUGUGCGGGUGCCAUUGUCUGGACUGCCUUACGGCCACGGGCCAGAACCUUGUGCGUGUGUGCGUGUGCGUGCGUGUGUGCGUGUGUAUGUAUGUGUGCGUGUGUGUGUGCGUGUGUGUGUGUGUGUGCCCGUGUAACCCUUCUUCUCCUCGAUGCACAAGCGUAGCCCCUCCACUCUUCCUUGUUCUUUCGCGUUUCUUAUUCGCUUCGUGCCUUCUCCAAUCAUUCCCUUGGGCAAACGCUCUUCUAAACGAAUUUUGA
This is a messenger RNA of Salpingoeca rosetta, 339 nucleotides long. RefSeq lists its product as uncharacterized. NCBI's taxonomy places the organism in Eukaryota, Choanoflagellata, Craspedida, Salpingoecidae. The record is from RefSeq and is a predicted model, not a curated record. The transcript has a single exon. The coding region runs from base 1 to 339 and encodes 112 amino acids.